Molecule: messenger RNA, 1002 nt
Organism: Leucoraja erinaceus (little skate)
Lineage: Eukaryota; Metazoa; Chordata; Chondrichthyes; Rajiformes; Rajidae
Product: FXYD domain-containing ion transport regulator 6-like
Exons: 9
Coding region: 173-460 (95 amino acids)
Biological process (GO): regulation of sodium ion transmembrane transporter activity
Cellular component (GO): membrane
Molecular function (GO): sodium channel regulator activity
Source: RefSeq, a predicted model, not a curated record
UGUCAGUCUGUGUGUCGGGGCGAGGCGGGCGGGCGCCGGGAGACAGACAGACAGACAGACAGGAGCCGAGACCCCCGCCCCUCUCGGCGCUCAGACGAGCCGGCGCUGGUUGUAGAGGGGGGUCGCACCGUCUGCUUCACCCGGGGAGGAGAGUGGAGUGCGGAGAGGCACCAUGGAAGCGUACCUGUUCAUCCUGUGCUGUGGACUCAUACAAGUGGCUGCUGCAGGCAACUCUACCGACAUGGGCAAAGACCAGUUUUUUUACGAUUAUAAGACUCUACGGAUCGGAGGCCUGGUGUUUGCCGUCAUUCUCUUUACUCUUGGCAUCCUGCUGAUCCUGAGUCGGAAAUGUCGUUGUAGCUUCAACCAGAAGCCCAGGUCACCUGGUGAUGAGGAGGCCCGCGUGGAUACUCCGAUCAUCGACAAACCAACAGAGACAGCAGCCAAGACCGAGAACUGAAGAGGCCCCACCACGGGACAAGUCAACACGAGACCUGAAGCUACGGAACGGUUGCAUCUUGGACAGGUCUUUGAAGACCAUCACUACACUCGUGACGAUGCAGCCACUCCAAGCGUUGCUCAGUCACUUCACGGAUCUUGAAUUAAAACAUAUACACACUGGUAGCAGUAAAUGAUGUACCGAUCUUGUAGCAUGUCCGUGGAUUAUCCCAUGUUACCGUGCAAUGGUCAUCCUCAAAAUGUCCACCUUUGUUGGGUAGUUAGUAGCAGUUGUGUUCAGUUUGAUAUUUUCCAGUAUUGCCAGAAUGUAUUUGCAUAACCAUCAGUGGGUGCGUUUGUGUACGUGUGUGUUUGUAUACGUGUGUGUGCGCAGUAAAUAUGAGCAGGGUGGGGCUCAGUUACUCCAUCCCAUCCACAGUAAAGUGUUGUUGCACUGAUGUCUCUGUGUUAAGUAGAGUGUGAUUAAUAUUGGUGUAUAACACUGUUAGUUGGUCACUGUGUCCGUGUGUGUGUGUGUGUGUGUGGUGUGUGUGUGUGUGUGUG